GGGAGGGAGACGCUGCAGGUAGUCAGCAUCAGUAACAGCAGUAUCAGUGCUUCCAGGAAGAAGAAGAAGAAACGUCCGAAUUAGUGCACGUGUGUCUGCCUCCACAAAGUGAAGCUCGAGCUUCGUCGCCAUGGGAGUGCCCUGGAAGAACACGUAACUCCCUCGAGAAAAGAACUCUAAACACAUUUUCAGCAGCGGGGAUGUUGUGAAAUACCCGAGUGAAGUAUCCGCCUGGUGGAUUAUUACUAUUAUUAUGAUGACGAUGAUGACGAAGGCUCUCGCUACGUUUUCUCUCAGCAUCCUGACGCUGGUGCUGUCCAACUUGCACCUGUCCACAGGCAGCAACCGGCAUGCGGUGUACUGGAACAGCUCCAACAUACUGCUGCGGAGGGAAGGCUACACGGUGCAGGUGAGCGUCAACGACUACCUGGACAUCUACUGCCCGCACUACAACACCAGCCUUCGGGGGACGCUAGAGCGCAGCGUGGCCGAGCAGUACAUCCUCUACAUGGUCAGCUACCGCGGCUACCUGACCUGCGACCCCCGGCUGGGCUUCAAGCGCUGGGAGUGCAACCGGCCGCACGCGCCCCACGCGCCCAUCAAGUUCUCGGAGAAGUUCCAGCGCUACAGCGCCUUCUCGCUGGGCUACGAGUUCACCGUGGGCCAGGAGUACUACUACAUCUCCACGCCCACCCACCAUCACCACGGCCACGGCUGCCUGAGGAUGAGAGUGUACGUCUGCUGCUCCACCGUCUCCCAAGCGGACGACGACUCCAGCCAGACUUCCACCGCCUACACAGUGAGGCCUAGUAUCAAAAUACACAACAUCGAUGAGUAUAACCCCGAAGUUCCCAAGCUGGAGAAGAGCGUGAGCGGCAGCAGCCCGUCGCGUGACCGCCUCCUCCUCACCGUGGCCGCCAUGCUGCUCGUCGGCACCCCCCUUCUGUCCUAGCGACGCCGCUCGGACCACGCCUUUUGGUCCAAAGGGCUUCACCGAGACGUCGAACCAACAAGAAGACGAAUGAUUGGAUUUUAAAAAAAACAAAAAAAAACAAGUUGGAGAGGCCUUUUUUUUAAUUGUUUGCUUUACAACGUUGUGUCACAUGAUCAUUUCAGGCAUCAUGUGACCACAUGCAGACUCUUGUUGAGGAAGUCACUGUCAAUCAAACUGAUGACACAAUCGUAGCAUCGGGACGGAUUAAGGAUGUUGAACUUUUGAAUAAAAUGGACGGACGGCAGCUUUUGUCCAGGACCGUGAAGAAUGUGCUCACUUAUUUCAGAAAUUUAAAGGAGGCCUUUCCUGAACAUCCAUUUUCCUCCUCCUCUCUUUCUCUCUGUGGAUAUAUUUAGUUUCUUAGAGGAUAGCGAGCGCUGUCUUAGUCCUUUCUGCCUGUUUCCUGCCUUCACAACUCGACACAACAAAGACCUUGAUGGCACUUAGUUGGUGGUCCAGUAGAUCCAGUGUUAGAUACUCUACGUCUUUCACCCCUUUCACCUGCAGACGUCUUCAAGGAACGUUCACCCUUCACCUCACCUUACCAUCCUUCUUCUCAUACUAGACAACCUCGUCUUAUUCCUGCCAAUGAACGAGUACUAGGGACACUGCAAAGGACAGAAAGAACCAUUAUUACCAGGAUAAAGUCACAGAGAAAAGCCCCAAUAUUAAGGGAGAAGCAGAAUUAUAAUACAUUUGGAACGUUGCGUGCCAAAAUUGUCAUUUUUUGGACGAAAUAGUUGUGAUCCUAUGAGAAUGGAAAAUAGGCUUAAUUGGAUUGACAUUGUUCCUUAUGGGAAAUUUUGAUUUGGUUAGAGUCGGACGUUCUUGAACGAAUUAAUGACGCUAACCAAAGUUCCACUGUAAAAACAUCCACUUUUCUCGCAAAAUUCUGACUUUAUUCUUGUAAUUUUUCGAUUUUUUCAUCCUUUUUUGCGAUAGAGUAUUAGGGCCGCAUUGAAGAAAAAUAUGAGAUUUUGAGAAUGAAGUUGUAAAUUUACAAGAAUAAAGUCGUAACUUUGAGAACAAAGUCAUAAAUUCACGAGAAAAAACUUGUAAAAUACGAGAAACAAAGUUGUACAUUUUGCUGUAUUUUCCCUCUGACAUGAUUACACGUAACAUUACGACUUUUAUUCUUCUAAAUUUACAACUUUAUUUGCGUAAUAUUAUGACGUUUUUCUUGUAAAUUUACGACUUUAUUUGCGUAAAUGUACAACCUUUUCUUUGUAAGGUUAUGCCUUUUUCCUUGUAAAUUUACAACUUUAUUCUCGUAAUAUUCCGACUUUAUUUGCGUAAAAUUAUGACUUUUUCACGUAAAUUUACGACCUUAUUCACAUAAUAUUAGGACUUUUUUCUCGUAAAUUUACAACUUUAUUCGCGUAAAUUUACAACUUUUUUUGUAAUUUUACAACUUUUUUUACGACUUUAUUCUCGUAGCGUUACGACUUUGUUCUCAUAAAUUUACGACUUUAUCUGCGUAAUAUUACGACUUUUUUCUCGUAAAUUUACGACUGUUCACCUAAAUGUACAACCUUUUUUCCGUAAGUUUACAACUUUUUUCUAGUAAAUUUAGGACUUUGUUCUCAUAAAUUUAGGACUUUAUUUGUUUAAUACAGUAUUAUUACUUUUUUUCUUGUAAAUGUAUGACUUUAUUCACGUAAAUUUACAAUCUUUUGUAAGUUCACCACUUUUUUUUUUUAAAUGUAUGACUUUUUUCUCGUAAAUUUACGCCUUUAUUCGUGUAAAUUUACAACCUUUUUUUGUAAGUUUACGACUUUUUCCUUGUAAAUUUGCAACUUUAUUCUCGAAAUCUCCGAUGGUUCUUUUUCAAUGUGGCCCUAAUACUCUGUGGUACUUUUGAAUGUGGCCCUAGUAUACUCGACAUAAUACCUGCCUACAGUGGUGGCCGGCCAGUCAGCGGUGAUGGCCGGUUGCCAUGGAAAUGAGCCCAUGCAGUGCAGAAGGUGCCUGAGGAGAUUUUUGCUUUUUUGUUUCGACUGUUGUGAGAAUGUGCAAAAAAAAAAAAAAAAAAAAAAAUCAAGCUCACUUUUUUAUAUUGUUGUACGAGAUGACUUUGCAUCAACUGUGCUUGAAUUGGUUUCUUUCACCGUUGGAGUUUAUUUGUUUAUUUGUGAUGCACACGAGUUUGCAUAUGAUGGAAGCUGCUGUGCCAUGUCGCUUUUUCACUGGGGGGGGGGGGGGGGUUAACAGCAGCUUUGAGAGGCAUCAGAGGCGCAUGUCACUCACCGUCAUGAUGGACAGCAGCGUUCCACAGGUGCUGCUUUUGUUGUCAUGUGCGUUUGUAUCACAUGGAAUGUGUGUGUGAGGGCGUGUGUGUACACCAGAGAGAAACAAAAGCAUCCAUUUGUGUGUAUGCUCGUCCACGCUUUUGGAGUUUGUGGCACUUAGAAAUUUGUUAAGGAGUCGUUUGUAGGAUCUUAAUAUGCAAGCUCGUACGACAGAAUGUGCUCUUAUUGUUAGUGGGGAGGGGCUUUAGAAGCGCUGGGAGGAGGGGGGGGUCAAAAGCAUUUACUUAUGUUGAAGACAACCACCGGAAAUGUGUUUACCCCGAAUGACAUAAAAAAAAAAGAUAAAAACAAGAUCUGUAUAAAAGGAUGAGCAAUUAAAGUCUUUUUUUUGCAAAUGUACUUCUGUACAUUUAUUUCAUGAUACAUCAGUCGUCAUUUUCCCCACAUUGGCCAUGUCCCUCGAAUGCAACACAGCCUUCAGACGGGUGAAUUUUAAAAUGUCACUAGUCCAGGCUGUACCCCGCCUGUCGCCCCAAGUCAGCUGGGAUAGGCUCCAGCAUGUCCCAGCGACCCUAAUGAGGAGAAGCGGCAUAGAAGAUGGAUGGAUGGAUGGAUGGAUAAUAUUAAGAAGAUUUGACUUUUACAUGCAAGGAUUUGUAUUAUAUUUUUGGGAAGAAGUCUAAAAUAUAAUGACAGUAAAAUGUUAAUAUUUCAAGAGGAAAAGUCACAAUUUAAUGAGACCCAAGUUGGAAUUUUAUGAGAAAAAAUUUACAACAAAAAAUUUCGAUUUUUUGAUGUUCCAUUUUCUUUGUGAAGGCUCCAUUAAUGUUAUAUCUUUAAACAUUGAAUAUUUACACCU
Molecule: messenger RNA, 4102 nt
Organism: Dunckerocampus dactyliophorus (ringed pipefish)
Lineage: Eukaryota; Metazoa; Chordata; Actinopteri; Syngnathiformes; Syngnathidae
Gene: efna3a
Product: ephrin-A3a
Exons: 5
Coding region: 254-952 (232 amino acids)
Biological process (GO): ephrin receptor signaling pathway; axon guidance
Cellular component (GO): plasma membrane
Molecular function (GO): ephrin receptor binding
Source: RefSeq, a predicted model, not a curated record